This is a messenger RNA of Ceratina calcarata, 4596 nucleotides long. It is a transcript of the gene loco, whose product is annotated as regulator of G protein signaling family member locomotion defects. The coding region runs from base 20 to 4174 and encodes 1384 amino acids. The record is from RefSeq and is a predicted model, not a curated record. Gene Ontology annotation, cellular component: nucleus; plasma membrane; cytoplasm. Gene Ontology annotation, molecular function: GTPase activator activity; protein binding. Gene Ontology annotation, biological process: signal transduction; regulation of G protein-coupled receptor signaling pathway. The transcript is spliced from 14 exons. NCBI's taxonomy places the organism in Eukaryota, Metazoa, Arthropoda, Insecta, Hymenoptera, Apidae.
AGAAGAAAAUCCGCCAAGAAUGCACCAAAACAGGAAGAAAAAAAAGCGAGUGAAUUACGGUGUAAGGGCAGUGGAGGUAUUACGUGGAACGAAAGGAUUUGGUUUCACGAUCUCAGGACAACAACCUUGCAUAUUGAGCUGCAUCGUUCCAGGGAGUCCAGCGGAUAUCGCUGGAUUGCGAGCCGGCGAUUAUCUGGUAUCAGUCAACGGUCACAAUGUUAGCAAACUGCCGCACGACGACGUUGUUCAGUUAAUCGGCCGCUCUAAGGGUAUACUGCGGUUGCAAAUAGCCGAGAAUUAUUAUUCCGACUCUUCGGACGAGGAGGGAGUGACAACAGUACGCUGCAAGCCUAAAUACAUUCAUAAACCUCGUGCAAGUAACAUGGGAGCAUUACAAUUACAAUGUAGAGUCGCCAAAGUUGUAAGAGAUUUACAAAGCGGUGCUAUGUUUGAUGCGACAGGGAAAACUCCGCCUGAGUUGCAAAGCCAUGGAACAUAUUGCGACUUGCACUAUCAUUGGGACAUGUCUAGCCCGCUUCCACCGCCGCCGCCGCCGGCUUCCCACAAACGGGACUCUGAAAAAAUAGUGCACAGAACGGUCGUCGGCUACCUUGGAACUAUAGACAUUCCAAAUCAACUGCAUCCCUCUUGCAUGAUGCAGGUGCUGCGAAAAUGCAUCAAGCGAUUGAAGGCCGAAAAGAGAAAUCCGACCACAGUUCUACUGACCAUACACGUAGCAAACAUUAAGCUGACCAACUCGGAGAAUCGCGUUAUAGCAGAAUAUCCGUCCUACAGAAUAAUAUUUUGUGAUUCCUUUUCCGAACAAGACAAGCAAUACUUUGGCAUACUUACUAAGUCCGUUAAGGACAAAGAGAAUAUCGUUUCUAAUUCGUGCCAUGUUUUUACCAUAUAUUAUAAACUGAUAGACCAUGCGGUGCAUUCCAACGUGUGCAACAUAUUUGGGUUUACGUGUACGAAAACUUCCGAGUUGAACGUAUGUCAGGAGUUCCCAGACAGUUGCAACGGCCUGAUCGGUGCUAUACAAACAUUGUAUAUAUCGGAUUCCACGGUGGCUGAUACGAAUCCGUAUAACGAAAUGAGAAGGCAUCAGGAAACUGCUUCGCCACAACCAAGCAAUAUAAGUACAUCGACGGCUCAUUCUAGUAACAGCGAUUCUGGAAUUGGCUACAAGGAGGACAGCACGAGUCGUUCUGAUAAAAAUAUAACGCAAAAUGGAUCGAGAAGACGAUGUCCCCCUGCUCUGGAGUAUAGGAGUGCAUGCGAAUAUUCGACGAGGUUGUACGGUAACGAAGCCGCCGAUUUAAGAUUGACGGUGCGAGCUGUGCCGGACACGUGUUGGAACGAGCCGAGUAAAUCAGACGUCUACAGAGAUAACGCUCGAUCGUUUCGCGAAAGUGUUAUAUUCCACGAUUUCCCGAAUGGAUCGAAUACGUGCGCGGAAAUGGUGGAGAUUUCCGAGAUGCAUUCCGGUGCACAAAAGGGGACAAAGAGAGGGGGAGACUUGCCCACCUGCCCAUUGCCAUCUGCCUCGACGGUGAAGCAGGGGUUGGCUAGUUCGUCCGUUGGUUCCCUCGUGUCCGCUUGUUCCGCGGCCGCGAUGCUGCACGGCGUGAAGGAUCGUCCAGAGAUCUCCGAUUAUUCCCUGAACAGAUUAUUGGGAUCCGCGAGAUCGACGGAGUUUACGGAUGCCGAUGCGCAAUGCGACAAAUUCAGUCCGAAGGUAUUCUCCGGCAUUUCCAAGUCCUUGGUGCACAGUUUCGAGGAUCUCAACACGAGCAUGGAUUACGUGCGACCGCUCUGCGAGACCUACUCGGAUAAAUCGGAUAAUUCGCGGCCUUGGGGAAGUCUGCAAGAAAUUCGGAACGUCGGAACUUGCUCACGGGACAGCUGUUUGCACGGUAGCAGAGAAUUAUGCGAGAAAAAUACGGAUUGCAAGAAUAUCCACGCAUGGGCCAGCGGGUUUGAAAAGUUAUUGGAGGAUCCGAAGGGUUUGCAAACGUUCGCGGAAUUUCUAAAAAAGGAAUUCAGUCACGAGAAUAUUUAUUUUUGGGCCGCCUGCGAAAGGUACAAGGACACGAAAGAUGUUACGACGAGGCGUAAACUAGCGAAUCAAAUUUAUCAACGUCACUUAUCGACGACGGCAGCUGAACCCGUUAACGUCGACAGCCAUGCCACGGGACAAAUAACCCAAGAGCUUCUCGGCGAAGCACCCGCCGAUCUAUUCCUACAGGCUCAGAAACAAGUUUUCAAUUUAAUGAAAUUCGAUAGCUAUCCAAGAUUUUUACGAUCCGAUUUAUAUCGCCGUUGCGUCGAAACAGGAAGCUCUAUAGUCGGAGCGGAAGAUUGCGACUUGAACCUUACCAGUUCUCCUAGCGUAAAGUUAAAGAAAAGUCACUCGGACGCGGAGGAUCGAUGUAGGAAAUCUAUUCUCCCGUGGAACAGAAAAAACAGGUCUAAAUCGAAAGAUCGCGGAGAGUCCGAGUACAAUAAAGGCCCCAGCAGAAACGAAACGAUAUAUAAGAGUUUUACAACUAUAAAAAGAGAGACGGAAGGUAACAACAACGACGACACUGUUUCUAUAUCUAGCAGCAGAUCUUCGCUAGCUUCGUGGGAUUUGGCGUUGAGGCAAUCGAUUCACAAACACUCUUCGUCGUCGUACGAAGGACAGUCGAACGAUACAAAAGAAGUUCGUGCCAAGUGUACCGGUUUGUGUCGAGUAAUAUUGCCUGACGGAUCGACCACGGUUGUACCAACGAGCCAAACGGAGAGUAUUAAAGAUGUGGUUACGCGUCUACUCGAUAAAAGAGCUCUUCGAUAUUCUAACUAUGACGUUUUAAUCCUAGCUACAGAAGAGACGAUAGAGACGAAAUAUCCAUCGUCGGCGUUGGCUGGCCAAGAGGUGGAGGUCGUACCAACGAAAGUAUUGAAAGUAGAUUUACCUACUCGGCGAACGAUAACUGUGAUCGCGCAUAAAGGGAGAACUCUUAAAGAGGUGCUCAGACCGCUUUUGAACAAGUACGGUUUCAAACUUGAUGCGAUCACUGUAUGGAGCGAGAACCAUCCUCUUUACAUGGACAUACAAGCGAUCGAUGCGCCUACGAGACUGAUUUUGACCAACGGAAAGGACGAAGAUCUACAAAAAGGAUUGCUUACGCAAAUUAAAUAUGGACAGAGUGUAUUACAUUCCCAGCCGACGUUGGACGAGAUUACCAACAGAGUAUUUGAAGAACUGCUGGUGGGCAAAGCUUCGAGUAAAUAUCAUUACAAUGACGGUUCAUGUAAGUCUGACGAUCAACGCUCCGAAGGCUCUUCUAUUUUGCCGAGCAAAUUUUUUCUUCGCGAUUCUACGAUGCAUGGAAAGAAGAAGGGUGGGAAGACCAAGUCUAACACGAGCGAGAGAAGUAGUACGAACGAUUACAUGUCCGAGGAUACGACCAAGUCCCAUCCUCCUCCUUUGAUAGCAAAGUUACGGAACGGUGUGAAGCUACAAUUGCCGGGAAAAUUUGAUGGCGAUGAUUUGUACGAAGGUUUGAAACGUGCGCAAAGAUCUAGAUUGGAAGAUCAGAGAGGUACAGAAAUUAACUUUGAGUUGCCUGACUUUUUGAAGAAUAAAGAGAACGGGAAGCCGAUGGAUCGUGGCAAAAUUCGAAGACCUAGGAUAUCUCCUAAUUGCGAAGCGAACUCAAAGUUUUACGGCGCAAUGUACGAACGGCAGAACUGCAAUGAAUACGAUCAGAAUUCGGCAGCUGAAACAACGACGAUGAUGACUCUAGCGACGACGGCUCUGGUUGCUUCAUCGAAGAAUGGGAAUCCUGACGAACGGCUUCGUACGUCGAUCACUGGAAAGGAAUCGCAGAGUAAAUCUCCAGAUACUUCGUACAGCUUAGACACGACUUUAACGGACGGAGAUCAGACAGUCGUGGAGAACGGUUCUUGCUCUCGAACCGCUUCUUCGGGUUCGUUCGACUCACGAAUCAACUCGCCAGGCGCAACGAAAUCGCCGAAACCUCCUCCUCCUCUACCGCCCAAACCGAAAAAUCUCGUGACAAGCGCAACGAAAACUGGACAUAUCGUAACUUUCAAGUCUUUACCAAAGUCCAACCUCGCUGUUCCUUUAAACUCGACGGAAUUAUCACGGAACAAUGUUUUAUAAGAUCAUUGAAUCAAGAGAAUGAUGCGACGUCCAUGUUCGACGUUGCAUAUAAUUAUCCUCGUACUCGAACACGAUUCACAUGAAAGAUCAGUAUGCAAAGCUUGUAGUAUUAUUUAGUGCCUGAUACGAUUCGUAGUAUUUCAUCGGCUAGCGACAAAGUACACGUGUACCAAGUUUUACGAAGGUGCCUUCGCUUGAACCGCGUCUAUAACAUCCGUUUUAAUCAUUUACAAUAAUCGUAAGUACUCGAGACGUAUUUAUAAUGAUUGGAUAGUACGGCUGUUACUCUCCUGGUUAUAUAGGAUAUAUUUUAUUAUUGUAAUUUAUAGUGGACGGACGAACGUUGUUGUACGUAAACGAUGGAAAAAAAUUGAGAUUUUAUACGUGACAAAUAAAUUAUGCCAAGUCUGUUUUAUAAAAUU